CUGCCUCUUUGCUCGCUGCCUUCUAGCUCUCUCCUCCUUCCUUGCCUGCCUCACUCCCUUCUUCUCUUGUGACCUAUUUACCUCUGCCAUUUUCUGGCUUGCUGCUUCCCAUCUCUGUGGAGUGACCAGAACAUUCUCCUGUGUUCCCUUUAAAACAUCCCACUCCAGGGGGAAGAUGUCCCUGAAAACUUCAACCAGCAACAUUACAAACAAAAAUGACCCAAAGUCCUUGAACUCCAGAGUCUUCAUUGGAAACCUGAACACAGCCGUGGUGAAGAAAAGUGACGUGGAGUCCAUCUUCUCCAAAUAUGGCCGAGUGGUGGGCUGCUCCGUGCACAAAGGGUAUGCGUUUGUACAGUAUAUGAAUGAGAGGCACGCACGGGGGGCUGUCAUAGGAGAGAAUGGACGUGUACUGGCUGGACAGACACUGGACAUUAACAUGGCCGGGGAGCCAAAACCCAUCAGACCCAAAGGGUUGAAGCGAGCAGCUGCUGCACUGUACAGUGGCUACGACUUGGACUUUGACUAUUACAGGGAUGACUUCUAUGAGAGGCUGCUUGAAUAUCGUGGGAGGGUCUCUCCUGCUCCUCGUACUGUCCCUGUUAAACGUCCACGAGUGACUGUCCCACUGGUACGAAGAGUUAAAUCUGCCCUUCCCGUAAAACUUCUCGCAAGAUCUGCAGCUAUCACAGGGAGCGCGGCCCGACUGAAAUUAAGAAGCAAUGAAAUCCAAACAAUCAAAUCUGAACUCACACAGAUCAAAACAAACAUUGACGCUCUGCUGGGGAGGUUGGAACAGAUAACAGAUGAACAAAAACCCUGCACAGCCAUAACAGCCAGAAAGAAGUCAGACUGCAGCCGAAGUGAAUUCUCCCAGGAUGACAGCAUGUCAGAGGCCGGGGACACGAAUAAUGAUGAUCCCCUGAAUGGAGAUGAAGUAGAGGACCUGACACAUGACGAGUCCACAGACGACUUGGAUAUCAGCCACUACACAUCCUCCUCUCUCCACUAACAAGCUUCAUUCAAGGGUUUAGGAUCUGCAGAGGGGACUUCACUACAAACUCCAAACAUCUGAGGAUCCCAGCGCGGCCUCACCUGCAACACUCAAGAUUGGUUACCCAGAGACUUUAUCCUUCUCCAUCACCAAGAGACAGUGGCCAGGGGAAAAAAGAACCACAUGCUUCCCGUAUGGAGCAGGAACUGUACAGAUGAAGCUGUGCUCCCAUAUUUCUUUAGAACGCACCAGUUCCCUCCAUCAUCAUCAUCAAUUUGUCAGUAGAUUAUGGGUCUGUGUAUAGGGCCUGUAUAACCAGUAUCUGUCUAGAAAUUGGGCAGGUUUGAAUCCCAUCAGGAAGGACUGGACUGAGGCAAUGGUGUCCUUCACUUGGACCGGAAUAUGAUCCAAUCAUUGGCCCCUACUAGUAAGUAAGGGCAUCUAAACUGGCAGGAGUCCACUCCAUCUCGCCAAACAGGCAGCCAGCUUAAAGCUUUAAAAUAAGUGAAUGUAAAAAUGAUGAGGGGGCUAUUCUAAGCACUGUUGUCAUUUACA
Messenger RNA from Xenopus laevis (African clawed frog), 1549 nucleotides. It is a transcript of the gene raly.L, whose product is annotated as RALY heterogeneous nuclear ribonucleoprotein L homeolog. The record is from RefSeq and is a predicted model, not a curated record. Bases 176 to 1012 code for a protein of 278 amino acids. The transcript has 10 exons. NCBI's taxonomy places the organism in Eukaryota, Metazoa, Chordata, Amphibia, Anura, Pipidae.